Oppiella nova is the source of this 1932-nucleotide messenger RNA. Lineage: Eukaryota; Metazoa; Arthropoda; Arachnida; Sarcoptiformes; Oppiidae. The record is from the annotation of a GenBank genome assembly.
AUGAUUGAGACAAUUAACAUAGCCCUCACAGCACAGGAUGAGCUCAUCGUACAAACGCUGGACCGUUGGAAAGAGCUGAUCCCCAACUCCAAAGUGGCCACAACUCAACUCGAAUACCAGCCCUCCUGGCGCUUACGAACACCACUCAAUGCUAACACGCCGGAAAAAUCAAUGGUUGUUCUCAACGAAUUGGUGGAACUCCAAGAACCGACUAAUUUGGUGACACGCGAUGAUUCACAUGUGCCAAUGCAUCUGCAGCAACACCACUUCGGAGGAGCACUCCCAUCGCCACAAACACUGCACCACCACAUGGGAAGUCUGGGCAGAAAAAUUAAUAAUAAUGGAUCCACUGGUGGACCACUCGGACGAUCGCAUCGAUUGUCGACAUUCCGACCAUUACAUGGACAACACGCUGACCUCAUACGCGAGUGUAUUGAGGAACGUAUGACUGGACCCACAUAUGAGACUAUCGAUCCCCACCAUUUAAGUCAUUUCGGGUAUUCAACCGAUUAUUGCACAGUUAGUGGCAGCGGCUGUAGUAGUGGUAGUAGUGUUGGUCGCGGUAAUGCCGGUUGUAUUGAGACAAUACUACCCGACUCCCGGUGCUAUGCAACGGCGGGCAGGGGUCACACGGGUCGGGCCGUUGAUUACCAGCCGGUGAACCCUCACCACAACCCUAUCUAUUGCGCCAACACUAAGGAAUUGGAUAAAAGCGAUGUCUUCGGAAUUUUAAGCGCAAUCUUUACAAUCAUUUCACUCAUGAGUUACGUGAUAGACAUCGGAACAGAUCUGACUGUUUGUUAUUUCUUAUACGGAAUUAACGACAGUUUCUCUUUGGGGCUCACAUUCGCCAUAACAAUCAUACCAUCCAUUACUGUCAAUAUAUUUAGUAUCAAAUGGCUAAUACACGAUCACCGCAAAGAAAAACUGGAAUCAAUACGUCGGCCCCGAAUAGGUGUCAUGGGUUGGAUGGUUAGGAUUUUAGUGCAUUUAUUACUAUUAGGACCAGUUCUCAGAUAUCUGGAGCUUCUGUGGUAUGGAUUAGAGAGUAGAUCAGAGAACAAACGCAAUGAGAAGCACGAGCAGAGAGAGUGGCAAAUGAAUGCACUGCCGGUUCUGUCCACUCUUCAGAGAACUAAUCACACGGAAAGCCAAACUCAUGUGACAAAUGAGCCGCAAAUUGAUUACUAUCUGUUGGCCAUUCAUGAGGACAGGGAUACAGCUCUGCUAUCUCUACUCAAAAGCUUCAUUCAAUGCGCGCCUCAAAUGGUUCUUCAAAUAUAUUUAUUGGCAAAAUCUAAACCGGAUUUCAAUAUAUCUAAAGAAUACGUCCAAAUGGCAGCUAUAAUAUCAUCUCUAUUUGAGUUGAGUUGGUCUAUGGCUUCGUAUAACAGAGCACUGAGGAGAUCAACUCCAAGCAAACUGAAUGUCUCGCGAAUGGCAACCAUAACACACUUCUUAUGGCGGUUCUGCACAAUCGGAUCCAGGGUUUUAGCGAUCGCUCUCUUUAUAAGCGAAUAUAGCUAUUGGGUGUUUCCCGUGGCUAUUGGCCACUGGGGUAUUAUGACCAUCUGGAUCAUGCACCAACAAACCAGAUUCUGUGACAGUGAGAGGGGUGAUGCCCGACCUUGUCACGAAUACCUGUUCAAUAUGAUAGUGGGCGCCAUUUACCUCAUCUGUUUUCUCAACGUUAAGGACGAGCCCACCCGCUAUAAGUAUCUCUCCUUUUACACGAUAGUAUUGAGUGAAAACAUCUCAUUCAUCAUAUUAUGGUAUAUACGGAGUGAUGCCCUCAAGUGGUAUCACACGCCAGCCUUGGCUACCGUUUUGGGAGCAUUUGGUUUAGGAAUGCUUUUUAUGUUCAUUUACUACUGGUUUCUGCACCCAAACGGUAGACCCCUUUGGGUCAAUCGUGCGGCGCGUUGUUGUUAA